AUGAGCAGUUCAAGCGCAGGUUCUAGCUCCAGCUCGGGCACACCAUCCGGGAAGCCCCGCGGCCGUCGUGCUGGUGUGAGAGUCCCGUGCGAUGAAUGCAUUCAACGAGCGAGCGCAAACAAGGACAGCAAUCUCGAGCUUUGCGAUAAGUGCACAGCAGUCCUCCAUCGACCACGCCGAGGAUCGCAAAAAGAGACGGCCAACACACGUCGAGUUCGACACCAAAGCCACGCUGUUAUCGACACUGCUCUAGGCAUACGGACUGAAAAUCCAACUCUACCUUGGAGCAGUGACAAAAACGAGCAGCAUGCUCUACAAUUCUUCAUCCGGCACAGCGCACCACAACUGGCGGGCUACUUCGAUUCGCCGUUCUGGCAGAAGAUGGUCCUUCAGGCGGCGAGACACGAGCCCUCGGUUCUGCAUGCGAUCGCGGCGAUCGGGGCUCUCCACGAGAAGUUGUUGGCCGGUGCGGUAAACCCAGCAGAGAGCCAAGACCGAAGAACAAGGUUCGCGUUGGAGCAGUGCAACAAGAGCAUACAGCAUCUGAUUCAACCAAAUGUAGGGGGCGAGAAGCCAGACCUGAGGUUGAUGCUUACCACUUGCGUACUGUUCACCUGUUUCGAAGCAUUGCAAGGAAACUGUGAGCAGGCAAUUAUACAUGCAGCGCAAGGCUACAAUCUCCUCCAGCAGUAUGCCGUUGAUCCCGAAGACAAAAGGUGGGAUGUCGGCGCAUUCGCGGUGGAGCUUGAUCAAUUGUGCAUCCUGAUGCGAAGAUUGCAGACGCAAAGCAAAGGUCUGAUGGGCAAGGACUUUAACAUGGUCCCCAACCCAGAGCAGCUAAUCCUGUCAAAGCCAACAGAUUUCGAGAAUAUCCACCAAGCUCGGUCCAGUCUUGAACAAGUCUUGAACCAGCUGACCAUCUUCUUCCUGGACCUGGAAUUGGACGACAAGUACUACGACCUGGCCGUGACGAACGGCGAGAAGCACCUCCUGUUCCGCCCAUGGGUUGAAGCAUGGGAAGCUGCCUUCUCGAAGCUCCUCGCCAGGAUUCAACCUCAAAUGGGCCCUGACGAUCGCAAAGCCGCCAUGAUCCUCAAGGCACAUCACUUGGUGGCGGAAAUUCUUGCGGACGUUGACCUCUCUCUUGGCGAGCUCGGUUGGGACGCUUUCCAUGAGAAGUUUGCGGCCAUCGUCAAUCUCGCCGCAGCUGUGUUGGACGAUACGAGAAGAUCGGAUAGGUCGGUCAUAGAAGCAAGAUGGAAGACUAGUGGCGUCUUCAUCUCGUCGACUUCUGCAACACUAUCGUUCAGCCUUGGCAUCGUCGAUCCUCUUUACGAAGUCGUCGCUCGCUGCAGAGAUCCAAACUUGAGGAGAAAAGCCUUGGAUCUAUUGGGCACCCACCCACGGCAAGAGUGUAUGUGGAGCUCAUGGUCAGCAUGGAAAGUAGGAAGUUUCCUGCUGAAGCUUGAGGAGGAGGGUGUCGAAGGUGUGACGACAAAGAUGUCAGACAUUCCAGGAGAUGUUCGCAUAUCCGAGGCAUGGCUUGAUUUUACAGACAAGUCGGGCGAGCGUGUUAGCGGUCGACCGAAGAUUGGUUACAAGAAGGCAGUACCUCGAGCGAGUGCACGAUAUGCUCUCAAUCCCGGCCUCUUCGAAUGGCAGACAGACGAACCUGGAUUCAUUCCUAGCCUCGACUUUGCGACCGUUGCGAGAACUGAGGAUCCACUGGCGCAUCGGGAGUAUAGCAGUCACGCUGCUGAUAGUUCCCGGUCUGGGUCUGCUCAAGGCUAA
Zasmidium cellare ATCC 36951 is the source of this 1791-nucleotide messenger RNA. RefSeq lists its product as uncharacterized. Bases 1 to 1791 code for a protein of 596 amino acids. The record is from RefSeq and is a predicted model, not a curated record. The transcript is spliced from 4 exons. Lineage: Eukaryota; Fungi; Ascomycota; Dothideomycetes; Mycosphaerellales; Mycosphaerellaceae.